GACGUUCACACUCAGAUCUUCUGCUGGACGGUAAUGGCUACGUGCCGGGGAUCAGCGUCCAAAUGGUUUUUCACGCGGGAGCAGCUCGAAACCACCCUGUCCCGCCGCUGCGGAAUGGAACCAGACAGAGAACUGUCGUACCGACAGCAAGCCGCAAAUCUCAUUCAGGAUAUGGGCCAGAGACUAAAUGUGUCUCAACUCACAAUAAAUACUGCCAUUGUUUACAUGCACAGAUUUUAUAUGUACCACUCCUUCACCAAAUUCCACAGAAAUACCAUCUCCCCAGCAACAUUAUUUCUUGCUGCAAAAGUUGAAGAACAACCACGGAAACUUGAACAUGUAAUUAAAGUAGCGCAUGCAUGUUUAAACCCCCAGGAGCCUCCACUGGAUACAAAAAGUAAUGCAUACCUCCAGCAAGCUCAAGAGCUGGUGAUACUUGAAACCAUAGUGCUGCAGACUUUAGGCUUUGAAAUAACAAUUGAACAUCCACAUACUGAUGUGGUGAAAUGUUCCCAGCUAGUGCGAGCAAGCAAGGAUCUGGCACAGACUUCCUAUUUCAUGGCUACCAACAGGUUGUUAUCCAGAACCUCAUUUGUUGCACUGUAACUGCACACUAUAGCUUCCUUUACUGCAGGUUACCCUACCAGUGUCCAACACCCUCCUUGCACCGGUGGCUACUGGGACGCCCCCCUCUCAAACAUGCCCUCAGGGUGGGGUGGGGAGGGGGUUCGGCGGCUCCGGCCCCGGUUGCAGUGCGGUGUAUUGUACGGGGGAUCAUUGUUGGCACAGAGGGGUUGAAUGCACAAUGUGAAGUGUAGUGGUGCUCUUGAACCUCACGUUUGCUCGGUUACAGAAGUGCAUUUGUCUAAAAAAAGACACUUUGGUAGCCUGAAUAGCAGCUAAAGAUUACACAGAUGUAAACAUUACAUAGAAAUUCUCACGUCUGCACCUCACCACCUUCUGCCUACAGUACAAGCCCACAGUCAUAGCCUGUGUCUGCAUUCACCUGGCCUGCAAGUGGUCCAACUGGGAGAUCCCCGUUUCCACCGAUGGAAAGCACUGGUGGGAGUAUGUGGACAGC
Myxocyprinus asiaticus (Chinese sucker) is the source of this 1081-nucleotide messenger RNA. Its product is annotated as cyclin-T2-like. Gene Ontology annotation, molecular function: cyclin-dependent protein serine/threonine kinase activator activity. The record is from RefSeq and is a predicted model, not a curated record. Bases 34 to 606 code for a protein of 190 amino acids. Gene Ontology annotation, biological process: positive regulation of DNA-templated transcription, elongation; regulation of transcription by RNA polymerase II. NCBI's taxonomy places the organism in Eukaryota, Metazoa, Chordata, Actinopteri, Cypriniformes, Catostomidae. Gene Ontology annotation, cellular component: nucleus; cyclin/CDK positive transcription elongation factor complex. The transcript is spliced from 7 exons.